Centrocercus urophasianus (Greater sage-grouse) is the source of this 2855-nucleotide messenger RNA. RefSeq names its product acyl-CoA oxidase 2 (gene ACOX2). The coding region runs from base 16 to 2376 and encodes 786 amino acids. Lineage: Eukaryota; Metazoa; Chordata; Aves; Galliformes; Phasianidae. Gene Ontology annotation, molecular function: FAD binding; fatty acid binding. Gene Ontology annotation, biological process: lipid homeostasis; fatty acid beta-oxidation using acyl-CoA oxidase; very long-chain fatty acid metabolic process. The transcript has 15 exons. The record is from RefSeq and is a predicted model, not a curated record. Gene Ontology annotation, cellular component: peroxisome.
GUAGGAAGGUGGCCUAUGGGAGCUCCCGGGACUUCAGUUCCUUGGGAGAGUAAAAAGGUGGCGAGGCAGGGAGAAAUCCGCACAGGCUCCCACUGCGCACUGUGUAUCAUUGCUGUUACUACGGCCCCUGCUAAAAGCCCCCUUGGCACGGGGAGCGCAAGGUCGCAACCGGCGGGGACGGGAAGGGGCGGGCGCUGGGAGUGCCUUACCCAUGGCAUGUGCUUGUCACAGAGGUUUGCGUACAAAGUGCACCGUAGUUUUGCUGCCCGCAGAGCUGAGCGACAGCAGCAGGAGGCUCGCUGCUCUCAACAGCCCGCUGCAGCCCCAGUAACACACUGCGCCGCCAGGAUGGCCCUACCGGACACCACCGAGGACACGCAGGGCUUCGGCCUCGCCAACGUGAACCCCGACUUGGCCAGCGAGAGGCUGACGGCCUCCUUCAGCGUGCCGAGGCUGACGGCCGUGCUGGACGGCGGGGCUGAGCGCACACGGCUGCGGCGGGCGGUCGUGGACGUCAUUGAGAGCGACCCGGUAUUUAGCAGAGAAAAUCAGUACUUCCAGAGCCAGAAUGAGCGGUACGAAGCAGCGGUCAGAAAGGCCGUUCACGUCCGAAAAAAGAUGCAGGAGAUGGGAUGGAGUGAAGACGGACCUGAAUCUGUAUACGUUUACAGAGCGCUUUCGGGAGAUGUAGCAUUUCUCCUCCACCGGGUCUUCAUGAGAAGCAUUUCAGUUCUGGGCUCAGACAAACAGGUGGCCAAAUGGAUUCCUCUUGCCACUGAAUACCAGAUCAUAGGAAGCUACGCCCAGACUGAACUGGGGCAUGGAACUUAUCUUCAGGGUUUGGAAACAACAGCAGUCUUUGAUAUCAGCACACAGGAGUUUAUACUGAAUACACCAACAAUCUCUGCAAUGAAGUGGUGGCCUGGAGACAUGGGAAGGUCAGCAACCCACACCGUGGCCUUUGCCCAGCUCUACAUCCAUGGGAAGUGCUACGGUGUGCAUCCCUUCAUUGUGCAGAUCCGCAGCCUUCAGGACCAUUCACUGUGCCCAGGUGUAAUUGCAGGAGACAUUGGUCCUAAAAUGAAUUUUGAGCACAUUGAUAAUGGCUACCUGAUGCUGAAGAAUGUGCGCAUCCCCCGAGAGAACAUGCUGAACAAGUUCUGUGAGGUUCAGCCAGAUGGCACCUAUAAAAGGCGUGGGUCACAGAAGAUUAACUAUUUCACCAUGACUUCAGUACGCGUUUCCCUCAUUUCAGACGAAGUUAUUCUACCUCUAAUGAAAGCAUGCACCAUUGCCAUCAGAUACUCUGUGGUUCGCCGCCAGUCCAAGUUGAAUCCUGGGGAAGAAGAAGCAAAAAUCCUUGACUACCAGACCCAGCAAGAGAAGUUGCUGCCUCAGUUAGCAGCAGCCUAUGCCUUCCAUUUUAUCAACAACUACCUGCACAAGCUGUUCAACAGGGGUUACAGAGAGAUCCAGGGGAGGAAUUUCGACUCGCUGCCAGAGCUUCAUGCAUUUUCUUCAGGCUUUAAAGCCAUGGUUACUCAGUUCUGCACAUCAGGACUGGAGAUUUGCCUCAGGGCAUGCGGGGGACACGGUUACUCUUUGUUGAGUGGACUGCCUUCCUUGUACACUAAAAUACUUGCCUCUUGUAUUUAUGAAGGGGAAAACACCAUCUUGCUCCUGCAAACUGCCAGGUUCUUGAUUAAGUGCUUCACAGCAGCUAGUGCCAGCCAGCCUGUGCCACCAUCUGUCACUUAUCUGUCUGCAAUGAAACCCGGGAAGUGUCCUGCCAAGGACAAGUUGGAUUUCCUCAGCCCGGACAUUUACACAGAGGCCUAUCAACAUGCAGCAAUCAGACUGAUAAGCAGCACAGCAGCUAAACUACAGGACUUGAUUCAGUCAGGAGUCGAAAGGCACGAAGCGUGGAACCAAUGCACAGUGCAGCUGGUACAGGCUGCAAAGGCUCACUGCCACUACAUCACUGUGAAAAACUUUGUAGAGACUGUGGAAAAACUUGAGAACACGGCCGGCAUCCAGAACAUUAUGAAACAUCUUUGUGAUCUGUUUGCAUUACACGGUAUCUUCUCGAAUGCGGGAAUUUUCCUGCAUGAUGGAUAUAUAACUGGAGCUCAGAUGGACAUGGUCACAGCAUCAUACCUGGAGCUCCUGGGGAUCAUUCGGAAGGAUGCUGUUCCACUAGUGGAUGCUUUUGACUUCACGGACAAGAGCCUGAAUUCUGCACUUGGCAAUUACGACGGACAGGUCUACCAGCGGCUUUACGAGUGGGCUCGGAAGGCACCGACCAACAAGCAGAUAAGCCCAGCCUAUGAAAAGUAUUUGAAGCCACUUCUUCACAACAAGCUAUCGAAAUUAUGAAGACUGUGACCCAAGUGAGGUCGCACUCGCUCUCUGCAGCACUGCACUUAUGAAGCACGAGUAUUAUUAAUCAGAGAUUAAUCAUCAGUUGCUUACUUGCAAUUGCGACAAGUACGAAACAAUCACUAGCGAGCCAUUUGCAUUUAAUCAGAAAGAAGCCAAACAACUCUGAGUGGUACCCACUGUUCUGAAGCAGCCUAGUCAGAAAUAGUCCUGUUUUUGUUGUUUGCUUGCUCGUUGGUCCUUGCUUUUGAGGAACAACUUAUUCUUGUAGAUCAAGAAACAUGUUAGAAAAUGUAUUUGUUUGGAGAAUGAAAAGAGCUCUGAACUUGCUCAGCAAUCAAGUAUUUCUGGCUCAUGAAGAAUCACACACAGCUGAUGUCAACUCCUGCCUGCAAAGAUUACUUUCCCAUUAACAGAGUCAUUCAUACUGUCUUUUGAUAAAUCUUUGAUUGCAAUAAAGUCUAUUUGGAAUACUG